CGGAGAUCUGGUACCUCAACAGCUUCGAAUCUAUGCCAUGGCGACACCUGGGAAUAGAAGACUAGAGAAGCUGUACUUCGAUACUCGCUACUGAUACCUUCUCAGCGCCUAAAGUCUUUUGUUCUCCAACACGACUCAUCGCAACCUCAUCAAUAGAGCUAGGAAUGUUCUGUAUUGUUCACGUUGCGAUAGCUCACACAAAAUGAUCUCUGGAAUCUUUAUAAAGGUCUUGUCUUUCAGCCUUCAGAAUCACACCUUAGGUCUGACUCUCACCGCUGCUUUCAAAGGUAUGUUCUCUCUCUCUAUCAGGUAUGAAUGUCAUAAUAAUUUAAGUUUGGAGCACGAUGGACCCCAGCUUCUAUGUUCAGCAAAAUGUUCCACUCACGCACUUGAAUCUCGGGACCCGACCCAAAGAAGUUCCCCGGCGGCACCAAUGGUGUCACCCCUCGUCCCAGAUUCAACGUUCUUUGAUGUAUUCCGGGUUUAUCGCUCUUUUGUUAAGCGUACGGCGGUGAUGUGUUCCGGCUCGCCACAGUCAAUGAGGUGGAUCUACUACGGCACUAUGGUCCUCCAUAUCCUCGCGCUUUGGGUCUUGUACAUGUUCUCGGUCCCGACGUUCUCCUUGUUUGGAUACCUCAUCACAUCCCCUGUCCCUUCCCCAGUGGAUUACUCUGAUCUGUUUUGGGCCGGUGUGUCGGGUACCUUGGUCUUGAGUCCUGCCUGGCUCCUGCUCAUCUGGGUGAUUUUGCGGGCGACUAUUCCUGUUGAUACUGUUUCGACUAGGGUUCGGCAAAUGUGCCAUGUGAUCGCUUUCCAGGUCUUUUUCGUCGUAAUGGUAGUUGCGUCUAUGACCGCUAACAUCGUGGUCGGUGUACUCGUGAAAGGAGGAAACACGCAGUUAGAUGGGGUCCACGCUGCACGAGUUGGGGCGGUGAGAGGUGGAUUGAUGUGUUUCUGCGGCUUUUUUAUUGUAUUGUUCUUUUCUCUCGUGCUGUGUGCGGUCAAACGGUGCACAACACACUGAUACAUAUGACUGGAUCUAUUACUGAGAUGUCGUAAUCCAAUCAAUUAAUUUAGCCGGGAAAAAUUAGCUUGAACCAUAUGGAUACAAUAAUGACUCCCCGGCGUGAGAAACUUCUGCCUACGGGAAAUUCGUCCGUGUCAGCACUGCGUGGAGCUUAGGACGAGUUGCAUCAGAUCAUGCAUCCAACUGUACACCACAGAUUUCUCUGGGAUAGCGAGUACAUAAUCCGUCGAUUGGCCGCCUGAUUAAUUAGGGUCUAGGUCGGAAGCUUGAACAAUACGGGUACUCGUCCCCAUGAAGAUCCAGGAUAACAUAUGGAGGUACUUAUCCGUGUACAUUUUGAUUUCCUGAAGCCCGGAAUGCAGGACGCACUAUGAAGAAGCGACUUUCCACAUAUGACAGUUAGCCGGAGAGUAAUAGUAGUAACGAGUUACUACGGAGUGAGAAUUCGGGGAAGAACUUCUAGUUAUGAC
This is a messenger RNA of Desarmillaria tabescens, 1497 nucleotides long. RefSeq lists its product as uncharacterized. The transcript has a single exon. NCBI's taxonomy places the organism in Eukaryota, Fungi, Basidiomycota, Agaricomycetes, Agaricales, Physalacriaceae. The record is from RefSeq and is a predicted model, not a curated record. Bases 203 to 1024 code for a protein of 273 amino acids.